CGACGGUGACGACGUUACGGGCGGGCAGUGUACCGUUCAACGUUGCACAGCACUCACCGCCGCCGCCGAUAGCGUUUCCGAACGGUAUUCGGAUCCACCGCGCUCGCUCUCUUGGUGACGGAAUUAUUGAAUUAUAUUAUCAUCCUGCCGCGCAUGUCGUCCGAGACCAAUUACCAUCAGCGUUCUGUACGCGUAUGUCUGGUUUUCUCCCCGACUUGUGGUCGUGUACGAUAUGUCAAAACGCGAUAACGACCAACGACGACGACGUCGGCGCGACGGCGAAGACUUCGCGACCGUCACUUCCCCGACAAUAAAAAUUGAAACGGACACAUCUGUAAUGGGAAUAGAGGCUGCAGUGCUGCGGGCGAUACAGAAACAACCUCGGAGUAUGGACUUGGAGGAUACCGUAUGUUGAUAGAAAUAUUAUGUAACGAUGAAUGACAAUCACGUGAAGUCGUAUAGUACGUUGUAUACGAUUUGAUAAUAUCGUACAAUACAUCGAAUGUUAUAACAUCUACGUCACGGAGCUUUGAGCUAGUGCCGCCGCGGCUGCAGCAGGACGUCCGGUCGGCCACCCGGUGAUGGGGCAUCACAAUCACACCGUCGAGUCGGCAAACAACGCGUUCGCACCACCACCACCACCACUACCACCACCACAAUCUGCAUCGCAGCCUCGUUCGUCGCGGGCCAUCACAACUCUGCGGGACGUGAUCGGCACCACCGCUGCGGCGGGCCGCAAUCUGCACAACAGCAACGACCGCGGUGCUGGCAAUUGCACCGGCGCAACGUCGACAAUCGCACCGGUGGCGGCCGCGAUGCUGAACGGAACGGCCGUGCCUGACCGUUCGGCCAGCGACUACUAUUACUAUUACGCGUACGACAACGCUACCGAGACCGCCCUGUUCUUCCCGCUCAACGGCUCUGCGGCCGGCGGACGGACCGGGCCGUUCGGGAAAUCCAACUGCCAGUGGAUACCCGCCCAGCAGAGCCUUUUCCAGUUCUCUAACAUUUGUUUCCUGACCGCUUUCAUAGUUCCCAGGAGUUACAAGCUCAGCGUGUUGUCACUGAGGGCGUUGCUGUUCUUAGGGUUUCUGAUCUCGGGUCUUUGGGCAUCCACGGACGUGUGUGCGGUGGAUGCGUUGCUCUGGUACGGAUCACUGGCUCUGAUCAACGGUGUGCACACGCUUAAACUGUGUAAGAAACUCAUGCCACCAGCACUAUCGGUCGAACUCAUGGAAUUGUACUUGAGGGUGUUCAAGCCGCUCAAAGUCAGCCAGAAACACUUCCGGGAGCUAACGCGGGAGGCGGCCAUCGAGGAAUUGUCCCCCGGCGAGUGUUACGCGGUCGAGGCGGUGACGGCCUGUGACCAGCGACUGUCCAUUCUACUCAGAGGCAGGUGUGGUGUUACUUGCGAAGGUACACAGUUGCACAAUAUCAGUUCGUAUCAGUUCAUUGAUUCACCCGAAUGGAUGGCUUCAGCUCUAAUGCACGGAGAAACUAUGUUCCAAGUAACGAUAACGGCUGCUGAAGAUUGUGUUUACUUAUGUUGGCAACUUUCAAAGCUCAAUCGGAUAUUUAAACACAGAACCCAAUUGCACGCUGUACUCACUAGUAUCAUAGGCAAAGACAUAACGCACAAAAUGUACUCGCUGAACGAGCAGCUUGGUCAAGCAAAAAGUUUCGAUGAUCAGACGCGUGCUGCGCGCAACGACCAUUGGCGGCAAGCGAUUUACAGGAGUGUCAGCUACGACGCCGUUAACACGGGGACCAAAGGAACGGUCAGGUCGAACGCUUGGAAACGAUAUAGAGACCGAAAGGCGUCGUUGUUCGCGGAUCCCGGCGAAAGUCCGGUGCACGGUCCGCGGAGGUGCUGGAUACCGGUGUUGACCACGCAACUUUCGGAUAGCACCACGGCAUACGCCAGCAUGGACGGGCAAUCGUCUUCGGCCGACGAGGAGCGCGAGCCGAUGCUCCCCGGGGACGACCACCAGUCGGACGACAUUCCACUGUACCGGUUGGACGGACAGAAGCAGUCGGCCGCCUCGUUGGCAUCGACACAGGCGAUUGCGCCAGAGACGGCCGGCCUGGAGCUCAACGCGGAAGCGGCCCAGCGACCACGGCGCCCCAGCACGCUGCGGCGCCAAAACAGCAACGCCAGCAACAGGGUCGAAGUGAUUUUCGACGAGACGGUACUCUAAGAUGGCGUACACAAAUCGUUAUUUUAGGGAUCGAUGCUUAUUGCAUUUGCAUGUUUUUUCUGUCUGUCCGUUUUAUUGCUGAACAAUGGCUAUGAAUUUGAUUUAUGCUAAUAAGAAUUUAUUAGUGAAUUUUUAAUAAGCAAUUUUGGACAUUUAUUAUUAUGAUUAUACGCAGCCAUUUUAUGUAUUUCACACAUUAAUUGUACGGCAAAUAAUAAAUCUAUGAAUUUAUGAGUUGUGAUAAAAAUAAAAUCUAAAAACACGGUACACUUCUAUCUCGUAGUGUUAUUGUCAAAGAUUUUCAUAAUGUAUGUGUUUAUUUACUCGUAUGCAAAUGUAUUCUGCACGGAAACGCUAUUAUGAACGCCUUAUUUUAUUUUUGAUGGGUAGAAAAUAACAACAAUAAUUAAAGCUGGGCAAGUUAACAUAGUUUUUCAAAUAGUUUAAGAAAAGUUACUUCUAUAUCACUACUAAUGAAGUUACAAUACAAACUGGUUUCAGAAAUUUGGCAAAUUUCCAUCUUAGUUAAAAGUAAGUUUUUUUUUUUACAUAAAUUUGAAACCAGUUUAUUCAAAUGCAAAGUACUUAUUAAAUUAAAUAAUAUGUAACUAAAAUCAUAGGUGAUGACAUUGAUUAAAUUAAUUGACUGCCGCGGUGGCACCACUAAGACUUAAGUAAUUUAUUAAACUUGGCGCCACGCCGUAUGUAUAUACCGUACCACAUGUAUUACAAGAAAUAUAUUAUGAGAAAUGUAACAAUUAUCAAAAAACACUAUUAUUUAAUUAUAACAAAUUAUACAUCAAUGAUUAAUUAUUUUACAGUAUUCCGGACGGUAGUCACCUGUGUAAUGAAAUACUAGGUUUUACGCAGUGAAUUCAAAAAUAACAAGUUACUUUUUGUAUUUAAGUAUUUAACAUAAUAUUAGAUCAGAUAAUUCCAAGCACUAAUUUCUAAUCCUUAAGUUAGAAAGUUACUUUUUAACGAAACGUUAACUUUCUAACUAGUUAGAGCCCAGCUUUUGACAAUAAUGGAUAGAAAAUACAGUGAGUGUUCAGUGUUCACCAAAGUCUAACUAACUAUAAUGGUUUAAAAUCGUUAUCAGGAAUGAUUUUAAUCUUUCUAAGGUUAAAUCAUUUAUUUGGUUUUAUCACAGUCUUUUGUAAUGUAAUAAUGUAAUAUAUCUACCUAAAAACACAGUCUAUUUCGUUUCGGAAUAUAACGUUAUCAAUUAUAAUGGUAAAAAAUGAGGUGAUGCCUUGAUGGUAAAAAUAUAAGUAAAAGACAUUUUUAGUGCAAUUUUGUAUAUUUUGAAAUAUUAGCAAAUUAAAAGUUUUGCAGUACUAAUAGGUACUUAGGUACCUAACAACUUAUCGAGCCUUAUAAAUUAAUAAAUUAGUAAUUCAAUUUAUGUACGUCACUUUGAUUUCAUUCGAAAGUAUGUAAAUUAUAAUUUUAAAUAUAAUAUCGUAUUAUAAAUAUUUAUCAUAAAAUAUUGCCAGUGGUUAAAAUAUAUUAUAUUAUAAUAUGAUGAACAUUUUCAUCUGUUUUGGGCUGUACCUAUUGGCUAUUACACAAUUAAUAAUUAUACAUACCGUUGUCGAUGAUCUUCGUUUUAUAAUAAUAUUAUGUAAUUUUACUAGAUACAUACCUAUAUGUAUAUUUUAUUCGUUGUUCUUAAAAGUCUGAGAACAGCGAUACCUAAGUAUAUAUAAGUUAUAUUGUAUAAUAUAUAUUAUAUACACCUAUAGUUACAAUAAUAAUAAACACCAACGAUUCAACACUAUUAAAUAAUAAUGAAAAAAUGUAUAAUAACACUACGAUAUUGUGAUUUACGAGCAAAGUGCAACAAUGUAACUUGUAAGUAGGUAUCUAAUGGUUAAUACAUGAAAUAAUAUUGUUUAUUAUGCUGCUGUAAUUUAUAAUAUUAUAUGACCAAUGUUAAAAAAACCUACUUUUUUUUUGUAACAAACCAACUUUUUACAAUACGAUCUUGUCAAUGGUUUUUAUUUUCAUGUCUGAAAUUCAGAAAAAUGUAUGUUCCUAAAUACUAAUUAUUGAACUCGUACAAAAUUAAGAAAGUGAAUGAUAUUAUAAAAUUGAAUUUCCGUAAUUGAUAAUAUUUUUUAUUAUACCAAAUGUCUGGCUAUCGUUCAAUUUUAGAAACGAAUAUAUAUUCUAUGCUAAAUUCCAACGAAUUAUCAAUGAGUGUGAUUGAUAGUAAUUAAAUUGUACCUAGUAAGAUUUUUGAUAUUUAGAUUAAUUAAGUAAAAACAAUAACAACUGUGAAAUAUUGUUAUGAUAUUGUGCACAGUGCACACUCAAACCAAAUUAAUGCAAUAAUAUAAAAUUAAAAAUUAUUAAGCACUUUUACAAUAAAUUACUGAAUAUGGUGAUGUGUAUAUAAAGUUAAAAUAGGUACCUACUUACCAAUUUUUAUUUUUAUUUAUGCAUACAAAGUUGAUCAGUAAGAUGCAAGACAAUCGAAACAAAUAGAUAUACGUUAUGUACAAGUUGUUGACGGUAAUAUAUUCAAUUUUUUUUUUAAAUUUAACAUUCAAUAGGUUUUGAUUAACAUGUAGUAUAUGUAAAACUACAUUUUUUGAUGACUUACAUUUAAAAUACUAGUGCUGAGAGCUCAUAAAUAAUAUUUAAAGGUCUUUGAUAAUACUUACAUAUUAUAGAACAAAGUUUAUUGAUGUCAUUUAAUUAUUAUUAUUUAAAUCAAGAAACAACAUUUUGAUUAGUCAUUUGUAUUUUUAACUUGUGUGAUUAGUGGUUACCAAUCAAAUCAAAAUACAAGUUAUUUUAAUUCAAUCUUUUUGUUACGUUUCUUAGAGUUUCAAGUGUUGACAUGUAUUGUUCAAGUGAAAUGUCUUAUAAAGUAUAUAAAAAUUAUUAUCUAUAUAAAAUGCUCAUCACCAUAAUAACCAAUUAUCAUAAAAUGUGUUAAAAAUAAAUUAAUACUAUUUCACAUUAAAUGAUUUUUUUUUAGUUAAAUAUUAAAUUGUAUAUACGAUAUAUAUUAUUGAUAUGUUUUAUGUGUAGAUAAUCAACAUAUUUUGUGUAACCGUUUAUUGUUAUAAUAUAUAUACUAGCUGAUACUGCGCAUUUCAUUGCUCGUAAGAAAUUACAACUUUUAAAAAAGUUGUGAUUGUUCAAACUUCUUUUGAUUGCAACUCAACCCCUGGUAGGCAAUCCGAUUACGUCGGAUUGCGGACAACAUGCUACACCAUAAUAUCAAGUAGGCAAUGUGUGUAAAUUUGAAUUGAUGCAUGCUUGCACCUGAUCUGCCCGAUUAACCAAUGGCAACCAAAUAAUAAUUGCUAAUUUUUACUAAUUCUUUCUCUUAUAACCAAUAGCAACCAUUUAAAACAAACAUUUCCACCGUAAAUCUCAAAAUCCUCGUUUGAGCACCUCCCCGGGUUGUACCUAGGAGGGUGAAAAAUACUUUACGACCUAUUCUCUUACCAACCAAAUAUACAAAAAAUUUUUUAUUAAAAUCGGUCAAGCCAUUUCGAAGGAGUGCGACCACAAACACAGUGACAUGCAAUUUUUAUAUAUUAGAGAAGAAAGAUUUAUGUUGCUCAGUGUUUAACAAUAGAUUCUAGAAUUUAAAAAUACUAUUAAGGAAUAUAAUUUAAUGAUAUUUUAUAGCGUGUUAUAUUGAGGCUACAUAAUAUAACAUUGAGGAUCAUCUUUCUAUACUUUUAGUAUUAACAUUAUGCUAUAUCGCUACACAACUUAGGCAAUCAUAAUGAGACUAUUAUUACUAAGCACAGGUUUUAAUUAGAUAGAAAUAAUAACAGUAGCAUGAUAAUGUUCUCUUAAUUCUGCUCACAAGCUAAAAGCUUGAUAUUUUUGUUAUUUUUAAAUUUAUGAAGAUAAAAAAAAUCAAUGUGGAAGUGUUAUUGCUAUCAAAUACUAAAUGUUUCAAAUAUAUUUGUGUGCGUGCAUUUUUGAAUAUUAUUAAACUAAGAUAUUGGAUUACAAUUAAUAAUAACCUAUUACAUUUUUAUUAAUGUGAUUAUUUUUUAAAAAAGCAGCUUUUUAUAAACAAAUUGUUUUGUAUACAUUAUUUUCAUAGAAUUGAUGGAAAAUAGAAAAAUUUAAUGUGUUAUAAUCGUUGAAUGUUAUUAAUAAAAUUAAUAAAAUUAUAUUUAAAAACAUAA
Molecule: messenger RNA, 6367 nt
Organism: Metopolophium dirhodum (rose-grain aphid)
Lineage: Eukaryota; Metazoa; Arthropoda; Insecta; Hemiptera; Aphididae
Exons: 7
Coding region: 582-2198 (538 amino acids)
Cellular component (GO): sarcolemma
Molecular function (GO): cAMP binding
Source: RefSeq, a predicted model, not a curated record